CUCAUCUUCCACUUCCGCCAACACGCCAAAGAAAAGGGGCGAAAAGAAGAAAGAAAGAAGGGAAGAAGAUAUUAUCAGGAGUGACGGGACCGUCUUGCUGCCAAGAUGAAGUUGAACUUGCUCGUUUCGUCCGCCCUUCUGGCACUUGCUUCGGCCGCGGCCGUGCAAUCGCCCCAGCAGCGGAAGUCCUACGACGGGUACAAGGUCGUCCGUCUCACUGUCGGGAAAGAUGCGGCCAAGGUCAACAGUAUCAUCGACCGCCUCGGCCUUUCGACGUGGAAGGGGAAGGUCCGGGCCGGUGCCGUGGCCGACAUUGUGAUCCCGCCCUCCCAGGUCGACGCAUUCGCCGCCGAGACGGCCGGCAUGGAGGCCAUCACGAUGCACGAGGACCUGGGCGCGUCCAUCGCGGCCGAGUCGACAUUCCAAGCCUAUGCCGCCGGGUCCGCCAACGCCACUUGGUUCCAGUCAUACCACAGCUUCAACGACCAUCUCCAGUUUCUGAACGACCUCCAGCAGCAGUUCUCGACGCAGGCCGAGAUCGUCUCGUCCGGUAAGUCUCUGAACGGAAGGGACAUCACCGGCAUCCACUUCUGGGGCAAGUCGGGCAAGGGGAAGCCCGCCGUCGUCUUCCACGGGACCGUCCACGCACGCGAGUGGAUCUCGACCAUGGUCGUUGAAUACCUUGCCUACUACCUGCUCAACAACCAAGACUCUGCCGAGGUCGCCGGCUUCCUCGACAAGUACGACUUUUUCUUCUUUCCCUUUGUCAACCCUGACGGCUUCGUCUACACCCAGACCAACGACCGGCUGUGGCGCAAGAACCGGCAGAGCACCUCCGGUAGCAGCUGCAUCGGCCACGACAUCAACCGCAACUGGCCCUACAAGUGGGACGUCAGCGGCGGCGCCUCGACCAACCCCUGCGCCGAGGACUUUAAGGGAACCAAGGAGGCCGACGCCCCCGAGACCCAGGCCCUCUCCGCCUGGCUGAAGCAGACCAAGGAGAGCCAGGGAAUCAAGCUGUUUAUCGAUUGGCACUCGUACUCGCAGCUUUUCAUGACUCCCUACGGAUACUCGUGCACGGCCGUGGCGCCCAACAACUCCGAGCUGCAGUCCCUGGCCCAGGGCGCCGCGGCGGCCAUCAAGGCGGUGCACGGCACCAGCUUCAAGACGGGCCCCAUCUGCUCCACCAUCUACAAGGCCACCGGCAGCAGCGUCGACUACGCCAACGACGUCGUCGGCGCCGACUACGUCUUCACCGCCGAGCUGCGCGACACCGGCAACUACGGCUUCGUCCUCCCCGCCAGCCAGAUCCUGCCCAGCGGCGAGGAGACCUACGCCGGUGUGCGCUACCUGCUCCAGAACAUGAAGUAAUUAACAAAUGGGCGCGGCCGGGAAUGCCAUUCCCAUGUCCCCGGGGCAGAUAAUGUCCGGACUCCCCCCUUUUUUUGUCACCUUCCCUGGCAAGCCCGGGAAUUGAGUUACAAAUAUAUAUCUAUGCCGACGAAAGGGGGGAGGGAAUCUGGCCAUCCGCUUGCUGGAUGGCGGCUGGAUGGCGGCUGGAUGGCUCCAUGACCGAGAUUUAAUCAUUCAUGGAUAUUCUAGCUUCUACAACAACAACAAGAGAGGUUUCAGGACUGAU
Molecule: messenger RNA, 1639 nt
Organism: Thermothelomyces thermophilus ATCC 42464
Lineage: Eukaryota; Fungi; Ascomycota; Sordariomycetes; Sordariales; Chaetomiaceae
Product: carboxypeptidase
Exons: 5
Coding region: 106-1371 (421 amino acids)
Biological process (GO): proteolysis
Molecular function (GO): zinc ion binding; metallocarboxypeptidase activity
Source: RefSeq, a predicted model, not a curated record